Molecule: messenger RNA, 525 nt
Organism: Vanderwaltozyma polyspora DSM 70294
Lineage: Eukaryota; Fungi; Ascomycota; Saccharomycetes; Saccharomycetales; Saccharomycetaceae
Gene: RSM18
Product: mitochondrial 37S ribosomal protein bS18m
Exons: 1
Coding region: 1-525 (174 amino acids)
Biological process (GO): mitochondrial translation
Cellular component (GO): mitochondrial small ribosomal subunit; ribosome
Molecular function (GO): small ribosomal subunit rRNA binding; structural constituent of ribosome
Source: RefSeq, a predicted model, not a curated record
AUGCUUUCAAUGAAUUUUAAAAAUUGCUGGAAAUUGAAUAAUCUGAGAGGAUUCAGUUCAUCUUCAUUGAUCAACUCUUCUUUUAAAGUUAACAUAACUCCAGUACAAAAGACAAAGUUGGAUUUGACACAGGUUAACAAUGAAUUGGCUGAAAGUGAACAAAAGACUCAGAUUGAUGCCAAGUUUUCGAGGAGAUUUAAGCUGUCUUCAACUUAUGAUCCAUUCGAUUUUUCAUUGGCAAAAUUACAUCUAGAUACAAAGUUUAAAACAAAAUCAAACUCAAAAAAUGAUAUCUUUGAAGUUUGUGGCAUAAACCCAUUGGAUCUAUACAGUAAUCCCGAAUAUUUGUCUCAUUUCUUAUCUUCAACAGGUAGAAUAUUACAUAGAGAUGUUACUGGAUUAUCAGUUAAAAACCAACGUAGAAUGAGCAAAGCUGUUAGAAGAUGUCAAGCUAUUGGUUUGUUGCCUAAGACCUGUAGAGAUUCAUCUUUUGUUUCUGCUAAGAGAGGAGGUGCUAGAGUUUAA